AUAGGCACCGAAUUUCCCUCCACCCUAAACACCGCCCUGAGGGCGGUGGCGAAGGCGACCGUGGUUAAUUGCAACUGCUCAGGGGCAGGGCUUGCCCUGGUGCCUUGUAGUGGCAGCGUGGUUGCGUCCAGGGUGCUUGAGAGCCGGGAGUCCCGGGGGCCUGAAAUCGGCAGCUCUUCACAGUGUCCCUCUGGAAGAGGUGCUGCCGAAUCAGCGCGGGACAGCGUGAGCGCCCCGAAGGGCUUCCUCAGUUGAGGAGCAGUGGGGUUACAGGGCAGGCGCAGGUGACAGGGCCAGAGAAAGAUGGAGCAGCCCGGGGCCGCGGCGUCGGGAGCAGGAGGCAGCAACGAGGAACCCUGUGGGGGCCGGAGCAACAAGCGGAGCCCUGGGAACCGGGCCGCCAACGAAGAGGAAACGAAAAACAAACCCAAAUUGAACAUUCAAAUAAAAACUUUGGCAGAUGAUGUGCGUGACCGAAUUACAAGUUUUAGAAAAUCUACUGUCAAAAAAGAAAAACCUCUUAUUCAACAUCCUAUUGAUUCUCAAGUUGGGAUGAGUGAGUUUCCCGCAGCUCAGCCAUUAUAUGAUGAACGAUCUUUGAAUUUGUCAGAGAAGGAAGUACUGGAUCUCUUUGAAAAAAUGAUGGAGGACAUGAACCUUAGUGAAGAAAAGAAAGCUCCUUUACGAAACAAGGAUUUUACCACCAAGCGUGAGAUGGUUGUCCAGUAUAUUUCUGCCACUGCCAAAUCUGGUGGACUGAGAAACAGCAAACAUGAGUGCACCCUGUCCUCACAAGAAUAUGUUCAUGAGUUACGAUCUGGCAUUUCAGAUGAGAAACUUCUCAACUGCCUAGAAUCCCUGAGGGUUUCUUUAACAAGCAAUCCCGUCAGCUGGGUUAACAACUUUGGCCAUGAAGGUCUUGGACUGUUACUGGACGAGCUGGAAAAACUUCUGGACAAAAAACAGCAAGAAAAUAUCGACAAGAAGAAUCAGUAUAAACUUAUUCAGUGCCUAAAAGCAUUUAUGAAUAAUAAGUUUGGAUUACAAAGGAUUCUGGGAGAUGAAAGAAGCCUUUUGUUACUGGCAAGAGCAAUUGACCCGAAACAACCCAACAUGAUGACUGAAAUAGUAAAAAUACUUUCUGCUAUUUGCAUUGUUGGAGAAGAGAACAUUUUAGAAAAACUUUUGGGGGCUAUCACUACAGCAGCUGAAAAAAUUAAUAGGGAACGAUUUUCAUCAAUUGUGGAAGGAUUAGAAAAUCAUGAAGCUUUGCAAUUACAGGUGGCCUGCAUGCAGUUUAUAAAUGCCCUUGUCACUUCUCCUUACGAGCUUGAUUUUCGAAUCCAUUUAAGGAAUGAAUUCCUCCGUUCAGGACUAAAAUCAAUGUUACCAGAUCUAAAAGAAAAAGAGAAUGAUGAGCUUGACAUUCAGCUGAAAGUAUUUGAUGAGAACAAAGAAGACGACCUAACUGAAUUAUCACACCGUCUCAAUGACAUCCGUGCAGAAAUGGAUGAUAUGAAUGAAAUAUACCAUCUUCUGUACAAUAUGUUGAAGGACACUGCUGCAGAAAAUUAUUUAUUAUCCAUUCUACAACAUUUCUUGCUCAUCAGAAAUGAUUAUUAUAUCAGGCCACAGUAUUAUAAAAUAAUUGAGGAGUGUGUUUCACAGAUAGUGCUGCACUGCAGUGGCAUGGAUCCAGAUUUCAAGUACAGGCAAAGAUUAGACAUUGAUUUAACUCAUCUAAUAGAUUCUUGUGUGAACAAGGCAAAAGUUGAAGAAAGUGAACAAAAAGCAGUGGAGUUUUCAAAGAAGUUCGAUGAAGAAUUCACAGCUCGACAGGAAGCCCAAGCUGAGCUUCAAAAGAAAGAAGAAAAAAUCAAAGAACUUGAAACAGAAAUCCAGCAACUUCGAACCCAGGCACAUGGACUCUCAGCUUCAUCAGGAGUCCCUCCUCCACCACCUCCAUUGCCAGGAGCUGGGCCACCUCCGCCUCCACCUCCACCAGCACCACCUCUACCUGGAGGAAUUCCUCUUCCUCCUCCACUUCCUUUACCUGGAAUGACUGGGAUACCACCACCACCUUGGUUUGGGGGACCCCCUCCACCACCACCCCCUGGCGGACUUCCUCCUCCAGGAGCAAUAGUUGAUUUACCUUAUGGAAUGAAGCAGAAAAAAAUAUAUAAACCUGAAGUGUCCAUGAAGCGAAUCAAUUGGUCCAAGAUUGAGCCCAAAGAAUUGUCUGAGAACUGUUUCUGGUUAAAAGUUAAAGAAGAAAAGUUUGAGAAUCCGGAUCUCUUUGCAAAGUUGGCAUUGACUUUUGCUACCCAGAGAAAAGCGCAAAAGAAUGCAGAUGCUUCAGACGAUAACAGGAUUCUGCCUACAAAGAAAAAAGUGAAAGAAUUGAGAAUUUUGGACUCCAAAACAGCCCAGAAUCUGUCUAUCUUUCUGGGAUCAUAUCGCAUGCCAUAUGAAGAUAUAAAAAACACCAUUUUGGAAGUUAAUGAAGACGUACUGACUGAGGCCUUAAUUCAGAACCUUAUAAAACAUCUACCUGAGCAGAAGAUGCUCAAUGAAUUAGGACAGCUUAAGAAUGAAUAUGAUGACCUCUGUGAACCUGAGCAGUUUGGAGUUGUGAUGAGCUCGGUGAAAAUGUUACGGCCUCGUCUCAAUAGCAUUCUUUUCAAGCUCACGUUUGAAGAACAUGUAAACAACAUCAAACCAAGCAUCAUAGCAGUAACUCUUGCCUGUGAAGAACUGAAGAAAAGCGAAAGCUUUAACAGACUUUUAGAGUUAGUUCUUUUGGUCGGGAACUACAUGAACUCAGGCUCAAGAAAUGCCCAAUCUCUGGGUUUUAAGAUCAACUUCCUUUGUAAGAUCAGAGACACUAAGUCAGCAGAUCAAAAGACAACGCUUUUGCAUUUUCUGGCUGAAAUUUGUGAGGAAAAAUACAGAGAUAUCCUCAAAUUUCCUGAAGAACUGGAACAUGUAGAAAGUGCGAGCAAAGUUUCAGCUCAAAUUCUCAAGAGCAACCUUGACGUAAUGGAACAACAUAUUGUUAACUUGGAACGUGACCUCAAGAAAUUCACCCAUGUAGAAAAUCAACUUGAUAAGUUUGUGGAAAAGAUGACGAACUUUACAAAGUGUGCAAGAGACCAAUAUGAAAAACUGGUUACGAUGCACAGCAACAUGACAAAGCUCUACGAGAAUCUUGGAGAAUACUUCAUUUUUGACCCUAAGACAGUGAGCAUCGAAGAGUUUUUUGGUGAUCUCAGCAACUUCCGAACUCUGUUUCUGGAAGCACUGAAAGAAAAUAAUAAGAGAAGAGAAAUGGAAGAGAAGACUAGGAGGGCUAAGCUUGCAAAAGAGAAAGCUGAACAAGAGAAGCUGGAACGCCAAAAGAAAAAGAAACAACUCAUUGAUAUGAACAAAGAGGGUGAUGAGACUGGUGUGAUGGAUAAUCUUCUAGAAGCCCUACAAUCAGGUGCAGCAUUCCGGGACCGCAGAAAGCGCAUUCCAAGGAAUCCAGAUAACAGACGAGUACCUUUGGAAAGGUCACGCUCUCGCCACACUGGAGCUAUCUCAUCUAAGUGAUUCCUGAUGCCAAAGAAUACGAAAAUAUUUAAAUAAACAAAAUCACACGUCCUGAGAAGAACAACACAUGCACUCAAGGGAUGGAGAGAAAAAAUAAGUGCAUUUCUGCAAAGAUCAAGCUAAUCUGGAUGAAGUAGUGUGCAUUUACAAAACUAUUGAAAGACUCCUCCCAUAAUACUAAUCUGAACACAGUUAUCAGGAUUAUAAAUCGUGUGCUCCAUUUUCAUGUAAAGAUGUAUAUUAUUUGUUAUUGUGUGUGACCUAACUGUGACGAUGAAAGUGGAAGAGACUGAAGAGUUAGAGCUUUUGAAAGCGGUCUGUCAAAAAUUUAAAAUCUUAAAUUUGUAGGUCACCUCACUAAAAGAAUAAAACCAAAAAGGGAAGAGAAGGAAAAAAACCAAAAGAAUGAUCAAAUAUCUGCUUCCAAUCCCUAUGAUACAUAAAAGAAAAAGGCCAAAUAAAAUGUGCAUCUUCAUGAUUCAGGGAGGGGCUCAUAUUGUGCACACUGCGAGAAGCCAUUUUGGAAAUUCACAAAAGUACUGCUCCGCCCCAGUCAAGUUAUUUAGACUCUUAUCCCAAGUGAAAGCUGAUGGAUUCAUCUGUUUUGGCUGAAAUUAAACUUAUCAUUAGUCUAGCGUUUCAGCAUGAUAUUGCAGGCACUUAUCAUGGCUAAAAAUAAACCAAAGUUUAAUAGAAUCAGUUAGGGAAAGUGAUUUAAACUUUAUUUAAAGAGGUAUUUUCUAAUUAUGCACAGAUAUCUACUUUAUACAAAUACUUUAUAUGGCUAUUUUUAAGAAAAACCUCACAUUUUAAUGUUUAUGCUAGGGACGAACCUGAGAAUUCUAUUACCUUUAUGUAGAUUUUAGAUGCAAAUAUUGAUUCCUAGUCUCUGUGGUUUAUUUCUUCUCUCUAUUGCCUCUUACUCCCUUGACCCCCUUCAAGGCAGAGAAUAGAGUUCUAGAAGGCCUGAGAAGAAAAAGAUUUCUUUCUGCAGGAGGCAGCAAAAAUGUCUGAAAGGUCAAUUGUCUUAUCUCCCUUUCUACUUCUCUUUCCAAUUCUGCUUUGAUGGUCUGAAGAAGAAAAAGAAAUUCUAUGUAUGUAUGUGUAAAUAUGUGUAUAUAUUUAUAUCUCCUGCUACAAUAAUUCCAUAUCCCACUCACUAAGUGAACUUCUCAAUCAUCAUCAUACUUACUUACCUUAUAUUAACAAAUCAAAUUCACGCUGCCAAAAUAACUCUAGAAGGAAAAACAGGCUCUACAUUUUUCUUAAAUAGAUUAGAGAAUAAAAAUC
Otolemur garnettii (small-eared galago) is the source of this 4881-nucleotide messenger RNA. RefSeq names its product diaphanous related formin 2 (gene DIAPH2). Bases 304 to 3591 code for a protein of 1095 amino acids. The record is from RefSeq and is a predicted model, not a curated record. Lineage: Eukaryota; Metazoa; Chordata; Mammalia; Primates; Galagidae. Gene Ontology annotation, cellular component: cytoplasm; actin filament. Gene Ontology annotation, biological process: actin cytoskeleton organization; actin filament polymerization. Gene Ontology annotation, molecular function: small GTPase binding; microtubule binding; actin binding. The transcript has 27 exons.